Messenger RNA from Asparagus officinalis (garden asparagus), 1017 nucleotides. RefSeq lists its product as uncharacterized. Bases 1 to 1017 code for a protein of 338 amino acids. The transcript has 2 exons. Lineage: Eukaryota; Viridiplantae; Streptophyta; Magnoliopsida; Asparagales; Asparagaceae. The record is from RefSeq and is a predicted model, not a curated record.
AUGCUUCUGAGCGCCAUAGCCUAUGACGGAGACCAAGGGAUAUUUCCACUUGCGUAUUGUAUAUGUGAUCAAGAAAAUGUUGAUAAUUGGAGAUGGUUCCUACAAGGCCUGUGGUCCAUACUGUAUGAAAGGUUGGACCCGUACAAUCCCCCCCACCAAUUGGUAAUUAUUUCUGAUGCCGACAAGGGGAUUCGAGAAGCCGUGAGAGAAUAUUUCCCUGAAGCAAUUCACUCACGCUGCGUUCUGCAUCUAGUUGAAAAUUUUAGAUCAAAGCUCAAGGAUUUGGGAAUGAAGGCAAAGGACACACAGGUUUUGGGGAAUUUGCUCCAAACUGCUUGCUAUAAAUACACUAUAGCGGAAUGGAAUGACUACAUGAAGGAAAUUUAUGAGAUGGCUCCAGUCGCAUAUGAGAUUGCAAUUAAGUACUCGCCAGAGCAUUGGGCAAAUGCCUUCUUCCCUGGCAUUAGAUAUGGCCAUGUAACCUCUAAUGUCGCAGAAUCCUUUAACAGCUGGAUACGUGAAGCCCGUUUGUUAUGUAUCCUGCAAAUGGUGGAGCAUAUCCGAAAACAACUUAUGACUCGCAUGAACAACAGACGGAUAAUGGCGUGUAAGUGGACAAGCUAUCUUUAUCCUAAAACUGAGCAGAUUGUUAGAGAAAAUAUGGAAAAAGGGCGCACUUUAGAGAUUAGGCAAUCUAGAGAGGAUACUUGUGUCCAUGCUUGUGCAGCCAUUAUUUAUAUGAAAAGAGAUGUAUAUCAAUAUUGUGAUUGGUUCAUGUCCGUAGAAGCGUUUAAGAAGAGCUACGACGAAAUAUUAUAUCCCAUACCAGACUAUGAGAAGCGGAGUGUGCCCAAGGAUGAAAUCCAGAUUUUGCCACCACUUACCACUAAGAGGAGGGGAAGAAAUAGAACAAGACGCAUAAACAACAGAACCAUAUACAAACGGCCCGUCAAAUGUUCUCGGUGCAAAGUUGAAGGUCACAAUAGAGCAACCUGCAAUGAGCCCAUCCGUGACUAG